Molecule: messenger RNA, 2563 nt
Organism: Helicoverpa armigera (cotton bollworm)
Lineage: Eukaryota; Metazoa; Arthropoda; Insecta; Lepidoptera; Noctuidae
Gene: Lkb1
Product: serine/threonine-protein kinase STK11-like
Biological process (GO): establishment of cell polarity; regulation of cell growth; glucose homeostasis
Cellular component (GO): cytoplasm
Molecular function (GO): protein serine/threonine kinase activity; protein kinase activator activity; ATP binding
Source: RefSeq, a predicted model, not a curated record
ACAAAUAUUUUUGUUAUCUGUGGUUCUUGUCUAAUGGAGCAUUUGCGCGAUCGUUCAUAAUUUUAUUUACCAUCAUAUUUUAUUACACACAACUAAAAAGAGUAUAAUUUUUAUAUGGUUAUUCGUCCACAUCAAUGGUGUAAAUUUUGAGAUAUGUGUAAUUUAACUAAAUAAAUUUAUUUUGAUAUAGCCUUCAUGAUCUCAUGACAAAAGGCCUUGCAGUACGCAUAGAUUUACAAAUGUGUUGUUUUGGUAGAUAAUGGAUCCAAGAAUGUGUAGAAAAAUCAGUAGUAGUGAAAGUCUUCCAGAUGCGGACAAUGUGGAAUAUGAGGUAUCAAACAUCAUUGCACCGCAAGAGAGCGACGACAAUUUCAUGCUGGAUGGAAGUCAGCCCCACUCUGUGACAUGGCUAGACAACGAUCAAAUAGAUGAAUUAGAUCUUAAUUUAGACCAAACUAAUUUAUGUUUUCAUAGAGUUGAUAGCGCAGAUAUAAUUUAUAGAAGCAAGAAGAAAAAAUGCAAAAUGGUAGGAAAGUAUGUAAUGGGAGAUGUGUUGGGGGAGGGUUCGUAUGGCAAAGUUAAAGAGAUGCUGGACUCUGAGACGCUGUGUAGACGAGCUGUUAAAAUAUUGAAAAAGAGGAAACUGAGAAGAAUACCAAAUGGUGAACAGAAUGUACAGAGAGAAAUACAAUUGCUGAGAAUACUUAGACACAAAAAUGUGAUAGAACUAGUCGAUGUUAUGUAUAAUGAUGAGAAGCAGAAAAUGUACCUUGUGAUGGAGUUCUGUGUUGGUGUACUCCAGGAUAUGUUGGAAGGAAGUCCAGGCAAGAAGUUUCCUCAGCGGCAAGCCCAUGACUACUUCACGCAGCUUCUGGACGGCUUAGAGUACUUGCAUGGUCAGGGGGUUGUUCACAAGGAUAUCAAGCCAGGAAACUUGUUGCUGACUCUAGACCAUACACUGAAAAUCACUGAUUUUGGAGUUGCUGAGGCUUUAGACAUGUUUUCGCCCGAGGACACAUGUUACACGGGGCAGGGGUCGCCAGCAUUUCAGCCGCCAGAGAUCGCAAACGGCGCCGAACAAUUCUCCGGCGUCAAAGUCGAUAUCUGGAGCAGUGGAGUUACAUUGUACAACAUGACGACGGGCCGGUACCCGUUCGAGGGUGACAACGUAUACCGAUUGCUGGAGUCGAUCGGUCGCGGCGAGCCGGCGCCGCCACCACCCUCGCUGGGCCCCACGCUCGGCUUGCUUCUAACUAACAUGCUCAAGAGGGACCCAGACCUUAGGCCCACUGUGCACGAGAUUAGGAGGCACUCUUGGGUGCAAGCUCGUCCGCCGCUAGAAGCCGGGGAGCGGCUGGUGACGCCGCGGUCGCGUCGCUCGGACGAGCUGCACACCUCAACUGUUAUCCCGUACCUGGUGGAACGUCACUACCCCUCCGCACAGGAGUAUUUCACUGAACGGGAUUAUAGGCACGAGCUGGGCGACGGUGGAUCGCGCACCCUGUCGACGGCCGAGCUGUCGGACGCGGAGUCGAGCCGGCGCAAGCGGCGCUGGCACUCGUCGUGCGGCCGCCUGCCCUCCUGCCGCCUCACCUGAUGUCACUCUACAACCCCAUACACCUCACCCCAAACCACUUUGCCGUCCCGAAGCUAGCCACUAGUCACUGCGCACUCAAAACGUACGAACAAAAUCCAAAUGUACCAACUGCGCAUGCCCUAGCAAAAACACCUAACUUCAGAGCGGCAAAGUUGUAAGAUUUGAACUGUACUUAUCGCGUGUGACACUCCCCCUUUUCCUGUCAAAAUUAAACACCCUAGAAAUAAUUUAUGUUCGUUUUGUGUUAAGCAUAUGCUCCGAACAAAAUUGGCUUUGGAAUACUUAAUGUUGCUAUUUAUUUGUUCGUAUAUAUGGUUGUUACGAGUAGUUUUCUAUAUACUCCUCUAAAUAGUAAUGCAAUUAGAGCUUUAUACGAAAUAUGUGUUUGAAUGCGUAUGUUGAGAGACCAAUUAUUUUAGUAAAUUUUCUUAUAUGAUAUUCAGUCACAUACUUCUAUUAGAGCUAAUAUUACCAUAGACAUAUUUACGAUAUUGAAUAAGCAAGGAGUUCAUGCGAUGACAAAACAAAAAUAUAUCAAGGAUGUUAAAUAGUACCUGUUUGAUUUGUCUUUCAUGGUGUAUGAUGUACAGUGAACUUGUAUUUAGAGUAAUAAUUAGUAGAUCUCAAAUUUUAACGUGGCAAUAAAAAGAUAAUAUUUUUAUAAAAAAUAUCGCUAUAAAACCAAAUUAUAAUAGAGUUCUUGCCAAGAGGGAAGCACCGAUUAUAUUAUCAUUUUUAGGUUGAUUUUCGUUUUUUUGUGCAUGAUAUUAUCGAUCAGCAGAAAUUGUGAUUGCACUGGUCGACUGCGCCCACGCUUCUCACUGGUUCGAUCGACGGACAAAUGCGUUCCUGACUGUGACAAGUAACUAGCUUGCAAUAUUUGUUUGAAUGGUUUUGGGUAUGUUCGAAUUUCUUAUUAUUUUAGUUGUUAGAUGUAAAGUACAAGUUAUUAUGGCGAUUAUUAUA